AUGUGUUCAACGCUUGAGUUGUCGUCAAUUAUUGCCAAACAAUUACCAAAUAUUGAUCAACACUUAACCAAUUAUAUCAUCGGUGUCCUGACGUGCGAUACGUUUGAUUCGGUGGACGAGAUAACGGAUGCGAUCGGCGAAGUACUCAAAUCGUGUUGCGGUGACUACGAGACCGACGCCGGAAAUGAUGACCAAAUUGAGGCCCUUUGCGGACAACUCUUUGACGCCAUUAAUAUAAAUGAGAGCCAAACGAAUGGCUCGGAUUCGUCGAAACAGCGUCUCUUAGCGCCCGUCCAUUUGGGUUCAAUGGUGUCCCGAUUGGACGACUCGGCGACCGACUGGAAGUCCAUCUGGACUCAGGGCCGCGAAAAGGAGACUCAAGUGGACAGCAAGAAGUUGGCCAAAGCUGAGGCCAAAAUCAAGCAAAAGAUUGAUAAAAGAGACGGCAAUACGGAUGCCUUCAAACAAACAAUAAUCAACAGCUGUUAG
Molecule: messenger RNA, 489 nt
Organism: Medioppia subpectinata
Lineage: Eukaryota; Metazoa; Arthropoda; Arachnida; Sarcoptiformes; Oppiidae
Source: the annotation of a GenBank genome assembly